Molecule: messenger RNA, 633 nt
Organism: Paramecium tetraurelia
Lineage: Eukaryota; Ciliophora; Oligohymenophorea; Peniculida; Parameciidae
Exons: 5
Source: RefSeq, a predicted model, not a curated record
AUGUCCUUGAUUUAUGCAGUCAUUGCAAGGGGAGUGGAUACAACCCUAGUUGAUUAUGAAAAUAAAGCCAGCAAUUUCCCAUCAAUAGCAAAUAAACUAUUUGAAAAAUUAUAAAGGGAGACUCGAUUAACAUAUAUUUACGAUAAUAAUUAUCAGAUCCAUUACAUCAAUUAAAAUGGUUUCACUUACUUAUGUUUGGCAGACACAUUAAUGCCAAAGGCUAUUGCCUUUGCAUUUUUAGAAGAUAUCAAAGACUAGUUUUGUUAGCAAUUUAAAGAAAAUGUUAGAAAACAAGCAGUUAAUUAUGGGAUGCAAAAUUAAUUUAAAGAGUGCUUGAAGAUCAAGAUGGAUCAUUAUAACAGUAAUCCAGAGUAAGAAAAAAUAGCCAGGUUAAAAGACCAAUUGGUAGAUGUAGCAAAUCAAAUGUCUCUGACUUUAGACGAAAUCUUAGCAAGAGACGAUUAAAUUUCGAUUUUAGUCCAUAACACUUAAAACUUUAAAGAACAAGCAGGUCAAAUGAAAAGAACAGCAACAUAAGUCAGAUAAGAUCAAGAGAGUAGAGCAUUAAAAACAAAAUUAUUUAUUGCUGCAGUUGUUGUUUCUAUGUUUUUGGUAAUUUAUUUUCUCUAUUGA